AUGGAGGCGGCCGCUUCGCCGUCGGCGCCUCCAGCGGCCAGCCUCACGACGCGCUUUCGACAGCAGCAGCUGGCCCAGAGAGAGCGGGAACGAGGGCGAGACCAGUCGGCCCGAGACGCGGCCUCGCACCCCGAGAGGUCUCAGCGCGACUUGAGGCUACGCCGAUCGCCCCUAAAGCUCGCAAAGGACGGCGAUAGAACGCCCCUGGCACGCUGGGCAUCGGGUGCUGGCGUGGCGAAGGCAAAGUUGCGGGCUCUGCCCGGCGCGCUGCCCAGGUCGCUGCUCCCCGUGUCGGAACGCAAGCCUAACGACGACAACCCGGCACUUCGCCGGACAAACAAAACUAGCCAGGACGAUGACAAGUGGGAUUUGACUCCCGACGGAGGCUCCGCCGGACGCGAAGGAAGGCAAUUUGCCGUGGCCAAUGUUGGGAAUAACGGUCGCAUCUAUCUGAGGCCGACCGUUCGCCCGGCGCACCAGCGCUACCCUCAGCCACACUUUGUGUUUCCCAUGACACCGCCCGGCUCCGCAAAUCUGGAUAUCCUGGUCUCGGACAGACGCCAAGAGAUAGACGAGAGCACAGAGCCUCGCGGCAGCCAGGGGACUCCUGCGCAUGCCCCUUCAACUCCGUCGUCGCCUCGACGUUUCCACUUUGGCGACAGACCGACUACGAGCAGAAUACGACGCCGCCGCGCCUUGUCGGACUCGACCGUGCCCGACACCAGCGUAGCUCGCGAGUCGGAACCAGGGGGCUUCAAGAUAGUCAUUACUCAGCCUGGCGAGGUCCAGAGGCCUAAAACGCUCGAAGACGUUGACAUUGGCCGCGUCCCGUUGAUGCUGGAAGUGGCCAUUCCGUCCUGGAGGAUAGGCACGCCUAGAUUCAGCGUCCGAGGGACCCCCUUCAUCCGUGGCUCGUCGUAUGCGCCGACCGAGGAUAUCCGCUCCAGCAGCGCCUCGUUCCUCCGUCGCACCGCCCAGGACCUGACGCCAAAAACGUCGACCGGGUCAAGCCCGACUCGUAUACCCGAGAUACAACUCCCAACUACGGCUGAGACCUCAAACCCCCCGGGGCCCAGUCUGGCGUCUCCCCGUCUCCCUCCCCCGCUACGACCUACGUAUAUGUCCACCCACCUAGUUAUCGAGCCUGCCAUGUUUGACGCGCUGACCUUCAAGCCUGCUUGCGAUGACCGGAUCAUUGUCAGAUAUUCGGCCGUGGGAAGUGUAACUGCCGCGACGCCGCCUCGCUUGGUCGCCGAGAUUACGUCUCCUAGUUUCUUGGACUACGAACUGUUGUCGGAUUUUUUUCUCACGUUCAGGUCGUUCCUCGAGCAGUCAGAUCUGCUUCGCAUGCUGUUUGCGCGCCUUAGAUGGGCUCUAGCACGGAGUGACGAGGUUGGCAUGGUUGUAAGAGUCCGCACCUUUGUCGCCUUGCGCCACUGGAUCCUCAACUAUUUCAUGGACGAUUUCGUUGUUGACUACAGCCUGCGAGUCACCUUUUGUAGUCUGCUGAACAACUUCGUCGACGAGCUAUCACAGGACUUGAGAGGGCGGAAGGUGCAGCUGAAGAUUCUAGCCGAGCUCAAGAAGUGCUGGCGGAGGGUAUGCGCGCAGUACUGGGAUGGUCCCGAGUUUGACGCAUCACUAGGAUCCGAUAUUCCCAUCUCACCCGGAGGGGUUGCUGGCCAUCGCGACCCCGACCUAGACCCGACCUUUUGGCUGAAGCUUGAUUCUGGGCCGCCGCAGCUGGAAGGGGUUCUCCUACCGACGACACGUGAGCAGACGAGCUUUUACGCCGACGUGUCAAGGGCCGGACACAUCGAUUCUAUUGUCGUUGGUGACCGCCCAGGCACGCCGGAAAACCCCCCGCGGUCCGAGUUACAGAGGAGCCAAACCUCACCUAUCAGCAUCACUAGCGUGGAAGCGGUGUCUUGCUCUCUACCCCCUAAGAACAUGCGCUUCGCGCAUCCCGGGUCUAGCUAUCCGUUGGCGGCGCACCCGGUCGACCCCAGCUCUGUGUAUUACAAUUCUGAUCCCAUCGCCACCACCCCCCGCGCUCUCGUCGGCAAGCGUGUCCGGCCACACCACUCCCACAAGAGAAAUGGCAGCCUCAGCGAUUCGCUACGCGAGCAUGCGACCGUAACGGAGAAGGUCUUGUACAAGAGUGCCGAGCUUCUCUUGACUCUACCAUAUGCGGGCAGCCUCGUCCGCGGCAACAUGUUUCCGCCUGGUCAGCCCUUUGUGGAAGUUAUCCAGCCUAGUGUUGUUGGUGGAGCUUCCAGGCAGACUACAUUGUUCCAGCCUAUUGUGACUGAGCUUCCGAAAGAGAAAUUUACGGCAUCGGCCAUGUCCGGACAAGGCAUGAGAAGACUUCUGGGCAGCGUAAGGCGUGCUUUGAGUACCCGGGGCCAGGUUAUGUCUCCCACUCAGGGGACAUUUAUCAACAUUUCACCAAUUGGGCCAAGAGGGGCUACCACCAACAGACUGCCGGGUACUGCGAUAGUGCCGCAGGCGCGGCCCCGCCAGAACGGCAUACGUCCUCCUGUGCGGAUCGACGUGCUGGGUGCCGAGAUUGCCGAAGACUUCAAAAAGGCUGUGCGAGAAGACGCCUUGGCAGAAGCUGAGAAGAACGGAUAUCUAUCCAUCCCGGCGGCUGGCACACGAGCCCCAGACGAAAUGCUGGAAUAUUCGGCCGCGCACAUGGAUACCUCCUUCGGACUCUCCGAUAACCGCGACGUGCGACCUUCGAGCGAUAUGGGUAUCACAACGGGAAGCAAGUCCAUCGUCAUCGUUGAUGACACGGUACUUUCGGAUAGUUAUCCCGCCAUGACGGGCGCGCUUCCCGCCAUCAACUCUUCCGUGGAAGCUUUCUCCGAGUCCUUCCUACAUCAUGCCGCAGACCCAACACCACCCAACACACCGCCAGGUCGACUUGUGGGGGGAACACCAAGGAGAUCGUCGUAUAUACUGAGCCAGCAUGUACCCCGCCCUUCGCUAUCCGCUGAUCCGCUGCCACCGUUUGUACCCGAUUUGGCCACGCUCGGGUCCACGGCUCGGCCAUCCGUAGAUUCUACGCGGCCCUCUUUCGACUUCGUUUCGCGGAACCCGAUGAGGCCGCCCCUUAGCGGAGUGCGUGGCCACGCCCGGCACCCGUCGAGCAGGUCGUACCGCUCGAACCGGUCUGCUGGUCACCGACGAUACGCGUCCUUUACGAGCGGCAUUGCUCCCCAGCCAACCAUCCGGAGCUUCGACGCCACUACAUAUUCAGAGGGCUCGGUGGACGACUCGUCCCAAAUUCUCGUCCCGCAGCCGCUCCGAGUUCUUCGGAGAAGGCCGGGUGGCGACCUUCGUGCUGUCUCAAAUGUAGGCGAUCUCGACCCGUCCACCCUAAGAAGGUCGCGCUCGGUGGGCUCCUUGACCACGUACACGGAUUCGAUCCGCAGCUCUUACCUCCGCAGUCCUGCGCAGGGCUCUAGUAGCUAUGUAGACGUUGUGACCAGCGACUACUCGCCUCCGAACCGUGGCGACACCUUCUCCCUAGGCGCGAUUGCGGAGCAGAAUCCCAAGCGCAAUCUCUCGCUCUUCAGCACCCACUCUUCGAAGCCCAUUAUGCGCCCCUCGUUUGAGGCUGAGGCACAGAAGCUGGCACAAAUCCCCGAUGAUGUGUAUGACGAUGGCGGAGUCGAGUCUGCACUGCUGAAGCUUGAAGGCAGGUACGAGAGGAGGGCAGCCAAGCUAUCAAUGGAUUUGAAGAUGGCGCCGCCACAAGUCGAGCUCCCCCUCGAGGCUGUCUCGAUAGACGGGUACGACACAUUGGUCAGCGUUGAGGAGAGAAGAGAGCAUCGUCAUGUUCACGUUGUAGAAGAGCUGCCGCCUGUGCCGGUGAUCCCUGGCAUUGCCACGAGUGUCAAGGGGAGUUUACUGGACGUUACGAGUCGCCAUAAGGGAAACACAGACGUGCAGUCCUUCCUAUCUGAUGAUUCGAGAGCCUCGUACUCCUCAAUACCUCUCCUCGAACGUGGCUUGACAGACGACGGCCACAGCAAGCGAACCGUCACUCGGGAGUGGGUAGAUCGCUCGUUCUUACAGGGGCCCGAUGAGGAGGGCCCAAAUGCAUCCCGCGAACACAGCGCCAGCGGCUCGCAGCACCCUUCGUACGACUUUAUUCAGAGGACGGAGAGUCUGGACAAGAUUCCGCCUGGAAGUACUGUGCCGACAGCUCCAGCCCCGCGUCUCAGCGCCGAGCAUUCGUUCCUGGAUGUAGAAAGCGAUGACGGAACAGACCUCUCUUCGGAGCUCUCCGUAGAAGCGCUCGGUUUUGCGGAUAGAGGAGAUGGCAGUCCCGUGUCCCAAAAGAUCGGAAUUGCCAUUUCCACCUUGCCUACUCAUCCUCUAGGCGAGAACCAGCUCACGUUCCUCAACACGCAGCCACCUAGUACGAAUCCGCCAUCACCGCCAUCACCGCCAAUCACCCUUGUUCAAGCUCUCAGCAUGUCUCCAGAGGCGGCGCAUGUGCCCACAUUGCAAGACCAUCAGAUCUGGCACGAGAAGCCUCUGCCGCCUACUCCCGAUACCACGCCGACCUCGGCUGCCGCUCCAUACAGGCAAUACCCUGUCUCGUCGCCUGUAGAUCCGACAGGAACCAAGGAGGCCCUACGUAAUGCGCCGAUGCUUGAAGUCACGGACCAUGUUACAGACGUGGUCGAGGCACCUCGGGGCAAGCUCUCGGCGCACCUUCCGUUCAUUCUCGCUUUCGACAGUGACAUCUUGGCGCAGCAGUUCACUCUGAUCGAGAAGGAUGCUUUGAAUGAGAUUGACUGGAAAGAGCUGAUCGACAUGCGGUGGAAAAAUGCGGAGCAGAAUGGAGUGAACGCUCGCAGCUGGGUCUCGUUCCUCAGAGACACCGAUGCGCGCGGGGUCGAGGUCGUGAUUGCUCGCUUCAACAUCAUGGUAAAAUGGACUAUUUCCGAAAUUGUCCUCACCCAAGACAUUGAAGAACGUGCACGGUGCAUCAUCAAGUUCAUCCACAUUGCGGCCCACUGCCGGCGCCACCGUAAUUUUGCUACCAUGAGCCAACUGGCCAUUGCCCUGACGAGCAACGAGAUCAGCCGGCUGAACAAGACGUGGGCCAUGGUCUCGCCCAGCGACAGGCGGACAUUGCAUGACUUGGAGGCGUUGGUCUCCCCGACUAGGAAUUUCUACAAUCUGCGAGCCGAGAUGGAGGGAGGCGGCCCGGUCGGCUCGGCUGUUGCAGAAAUGGGGUGCAUUCCAUUUGUAGGCAUCUACACACACGACCUACUGUUCAAUACCCAACGACCGAGCGAGAUCGCGAGCUCGCCGACCACGGCGCCGUUGGUCAACUUCGAGCGGUGCAGAACCUCGGCCGCGAUAGUCAAGACACUACUAAGGCUACUCGAGGCGAGCACGCUCUACACCUUCCAGCCCAUCGAGGGCAUUACUGAGCGCUGCCUGUGGAUGGGCGCGCUCAGCGACGAGGAGAUUAGACGGCUCAGCGAUACCCUGGAGUGA
Messenger RNA from Lasiosphaeria miniovina, 5526 nucleotides. RefSeq lists its product as uncharacterized. Gene Ontology annotation, biological process: Ras protein signal transduction; positive regulation of GTPase activity. Bases 1 to 5526 code for a protein of 1841 amino acids. NCBI's taxonomy places the organism in Eukaryota, Fungi, Ascomycota, Sordariomycetes, Sordariales, Lasiosphaeriaceae. Gene Ontology annotation, cellular component: plasma membrane. The transcript has 2 exons. Gene Ontology annotation, molecular function: guanyl-nucleotide exchange factor activity. The record is from RefSeq and is a predicted model, not a curated record.